Messenger RNA from Dermacentor silvarum, 436 nucleotides. RefSeq lists its product as uncharacterized. Gene Ontology annotation, molecular function: oxidoreductase activity. Lineage: Eukaryota; Metazoa; Arthropoda; Arachnida; Ixodida; Ixodidae. The coding region runs from base 38 to 436 and encodes 132 amino acids. The record is from RefSeq and is a predicted model, not a curated record. The transcript has 3 exons.
GUGUCCUUCUUAAUCAGUAAGUUAUAGCUUCCCCAAAAUGAAUCUCGCGCUCUUGCAGUUCUCUGCUGUUGGUAUUUUUGCAUUGACACCUCCUUCGUUUACGCUUACCGACGAGUGUGCUGCAAGCAAUGCAAGCUGCAAUAACGAGACCAUAAUCACUGUGGAUGACCUCCGACGCUUUGGCCUGCCCAAGCUCAACAAGAUGGUGCGCGACUACUACGAGAGUGGUGCGGACCAGGAGCAGACACUGCGAGAAAACGUAGAAGCCUUCAAGAGGUGGCGGAUGCUGUACCGCGUCCUUGUGAACGUGAGCCAAAGACACCUGAACACGACUGUACUCGGAAAGCGCGUGAGCAUGCCCUUCGGCAUUGCGCCAUCGGCCAUGCAGAAGAUGGCACACUCUGACGGGGAGAACGGCACUGCUGUGGGUGAGUAA